Messenger RNA from Fraxinus pennsylvanica, 5328 nucleotides. Lineage: Eukaryota; Viridiplantae; Streptophyta; Magnoliopsida; Lamiales; Oleaceae. The record is from the annotation of a GenBank genome assembly.
AUGCUGAAGGAAUUGGUGGAGAAAUCUAAAUCUGCUGAACUCUCUGACUCGGAGAAGAAGAUUAUGAUCCUUAAAUAUAUUGUUAAAACCCAGCAGCGAAUGCUCCGCCUCAAUGUCCUCUCUAAAUGGUGCCAACAGGUUCCUUUGAUACAAUACUGUCAGCAACUUGCGUCAACUCUAUCAAGUCACGAUACAUGCUUCACCCAAGCUGCAGAUUCAAUGUUUUUCAUGCACGAGGGGUUACAACAAGCUCGUGCUCCUGUCUAUGAUGUUCCAUCUGCGAUUGAAGUUCUUCUUACUGGAACUUACCAGCGUUUGCCUAAAUGUAUAGAGGAUGUGGGUACACAGGGCACAUUGAAUGCAGAUCAGCAAAGUCCAGCUUUGAGGAAACUAGAUUCACUUGUCAGGUCUAAGUUACUUGAAGUUUCACUUCCGAAAGAAAUUACUGAAGUUAAGGUUUCUGAUGGUGUUGCCUUGCUUCGUGUUGAUGGUGAAUUUAAGGUUCUCGUUACCCUUGGUUACCGAGGACAUUUGUCAAUGUGGAGGAUAUUGCAUUUGGAGCUGCUUGUUGGUGAGAAAAGUGGGCUUGUAAGGCUGGAAGAGUCGCGACGGCGUGCUCUUGGAGAUGAUUUGGAACGCAGAAUGGCUGCUUCAGAAAACACAUUCAUGACAUUAUAUUCCAUUCUUCAUGAUCUUUGUGUUGCCCUCAUUAUGGACACUGUUAUAAGACAAGUGCAAGCACUUAGGCAAGGCAGAUGGAAAGAUGCAAUUCGGUUUGAGCUGAUAUCUGAUGGGAGUAGUGGACAGGGAGGGAAUGCUACCUCGACCCAGAUCACUCAGGAUGGAGAAACUGAUUCAGUUGGUUUACGAACUCCUGGAUUAAAAAUUAUAUACUGGUUGGAUUUUGAUAAAAACUCAGGUGCAUCUGGCACAGGAACAUGCCCAUUCAUGAAAAUUGAACCUGGUCUAGAUUUGCAGAUUAAGUGCCUUCAUAGCACAUUUGUGAUUGAUCCUCUGACUGGCAUGGAGGCUGAAUUUUCCCUUAACCAAAGUUGCAUUGAUGUGGAAAUGUUGUUACUUAGAGCUAUUUACUGUAAUAAAUAUACUCGUCUGCUUGAGAUUUGUAAGGAACUGGAGAAGAAUGACCAGAUAUGUCAAGCUCCUGGAGAUGUCCAACUUCAGUUCUGUACAGGCGAAUGUGAUGCUGACAACGUAAAGAAGGUUAACAUAUUCAGUUCCCAGAAGUACGAGGGCCAGGAAAUUCUAUGCGUGCGUGCCUAUGGUUCAUCAUUUUUCACCCUUGGAAUAAACAUAAGGAAUGGUAGGUUCCUCCUCCAUUCAUCCAAAAAUAUUAUACCCUCGUCAGCGCUGCUAGAAUGUGAAGAAGCUUUGAACCAGGGAAGUAUGACUGCAUCAAAAACUUUCAUUAACUUGCGGAGCAGUGCUAUUUUGCACCUGUUUGCUUGCAUUGGCAGGUUCUUAGGCCUUGAGGUAUUUGAACACGGUUUUAUGCCUGUGAAGGUUCCAAAGAACAUUACAGAUGGUUCAAAUUCAUUAAUCUUGGGAUUCCCAGAAUGUGGGAGCUCUUACUUUUUGCUGAUGCAACUCGACAAGGAAUUCAAACCGCUUCUUAGAUUAAUAGAAGCUCAGGCAAAUUCCACAGGGAAAGGUCAAUCUUUUGACAACAUGAAUAAUGUCAUUCGAGUAAAUAAUGUUGACAUUGGUCAGAUGCAUAUGUGUGAAGACGAACUCAAUUUGAGUCUUCUUGACCGUCGAAAGAUCCUUACUAUUCUUAAUGAUGUUGAUGGUAGCCGAAUUUCUGAGCAUGAUCCCUUUGACUCCAGCAUUGAAAAUUUCACGCUUCGAUCUAAUUUGCCAUUAAGUUUUUCCUCCAUUGUUGAUGAGGUAUUUGAGCCUGAGAAGGGGUCAAAUGCCCAUUCAUUUUCUGGCCAUGGUUCCUCUUCAAAUUUUGGCACAUCUUUCACAUCUCAUUUUGGCUUGGGUCCUACGAACCUUCAUAAUGUAAAAACUGGAAAAUCUUCCCCUAGUUGGGAAGGUGCACAUAUACUGCUAGACACUGGAAGCAAAUCUAAGGACUUAGUGCAGUCUGGUUCCACGAAUUCCUUAAUUACAGCUCCAGGGAGAAGCCAAUCCAUGAAGAACUUGGUGACGUCUAAGUCUGAUCAGGAUUUGACUUCUGUCAGAUCUCUACAUUCUGGUGGCUUAAGUUCUUAUGGCAUAAUGGAUGGGGAACAGCUGAAUGUAUCUGGAAUUACCUCUGCUCAACUUUUGACUACACCUCAUCAAACUGUUACUCGAGCUACUUUAGUAAGCUUGAAACCCAAUGAGCCUAGAAGCGUGCCUACUGGGUCUGUACCUGGUAGUUUUAGAGUUUCGGAAUCUAGCUCUCUGGUUGCUACUCCCGUAUCUCAAGCACUUGAUUCUGCAAAUCUUGUGAACUCAAAGCAAGAUGCUACUCCUAGAUACGAUAGGACGCCACGAAAACGUGCAUUCUCAGAUGUAGUAAAAUUUCUUCCCUCGCUCAAUCAUUUGGAAGUCAAUGAAGGAGCUAACAAGAGAAGGAAAAUCAUGGAACCUGCUCAUGCUCAGUUGCCUCCAUCGCAGAUGCUCAUUUCAUCUGAAACUUCUUGUAAUACUAAAAACUAUAGUUAUGGAAAUCUGAUAGCUGAAGCAAAUAAAGGCAAUGCACCCUCUAGUAUAUAUGUGUCUGUUCUGCUUCAUGUAGUCAGGCAUUGCUCGCUAUGUAUCAAACAUGCUCGACUCACUAGUCAGAUGGAUGCACUCGACAUUCCAUAUGUUGAAGAGGUGGGUCUGAGAAGUGCGUCCUCAAACUUAUGGUUUCGGCUUCCUUUUUCCAGUGGUGAUACAUGGCCAUACAUAUGCUUGCGGUUGGGGAGACCUGGAAGUAUGUAUUGGGAUGUCAAAAUCAUUGAUCCACACUUUAAAGACUUGUGGGAGCUUCAAAAGGGUAGCAAUAAUACUGCUUGGGGUUCUGGUGUUAGGAUUGCUAAUACAUCUGAUGUGGAUUCCCAUAUUCGUUAUGAUUCAGAAGGUGUUGUGUUGAGUUACAAUCAAGUGGAGGCUGAUAGUAUUAAGAAGUUAGUGGCUGAUAUUCAGAGGCUUUCAAAUGCUAGAAUGUUUGCCCUUGGAAUGAGAAAAAUACUUGGCGCCAGGACUGAUGAGAGAUUGGAAGAGAGCAAUGUAAACCCAGACAGCAGGCCUUCUGCUGGUGCCAAAUCUGUUAACGAGACACCUGAAAAGUUUUCAGAACAGAUGAGAAGGGUAUUUAGAAUCGAAGCAGUUGGAUUAAUGAGUUUGUGGUUUAGCUUUGGUUCAGGGGCACUUGCUCGCUUUGUUAUCGAAUGGGAAGCUGGCAAAGAGGGUUGUACAAUGCACGUUUCUCCGGAUCAGCUUUGGCCUCAUACAAAGUUUCUGGAAGAUUUUAUCAAUGGAGCUGAAGUUGCAUCCCUUUUGGAUUGCAUUCGACUCACUGCUGGACCCUUGCAUGCUCUUGCUGCAGCUACACGGCCUGCUCGAGCUGCUCCUGUUUCUGGAGUUCCUGCCGUUGCAGCUUCCUUUUCUUCUACUUUGAAGCAGAGUGGGUACAUGCCAUCUCAGGGUCAUCUGCUUAGCAAUUCUAACACAAACACAAGUCAAGCUUCCGCUGGUUCUGCAGGUAAUCCUGGUGCACCUACCCCUUCUGGUCUUCUUGGGAGUCACAACCAUCAUACUGCUUCAAUGUUGGCAGCAGCAGCAGCAGCUGCUGCUGCUGGGAGAGGUGGUCCUGGCAUUGUUCCAAGUUCUCUGUUGCCUAUUGAUGUUUCUGUAGUACUUCGUGGUCCAUACUGGAUUCGAAUCAUAUACCGCAAAAAAUUUGCUGUAGACAUGCGGUGUUAUGCUGGAGAUCAAGUCUGGUUGCAACCAGCAACCCCGCCGAGAGGGGGUCCAUCAGUUGGAGGAUCACUGCCAUGUCCACAAUUUCGACCUUUUAUUAUGGAGCAUGUUGCUCAGGAACUGAAUGGCAUAGAUUCUAAUUUUCCAGGAGCUCAACAAGCACUUGGACUCACAAAUUUAAGUAAUCCCAAUCCAAGCUCGGGUCCACAGCUCUCAGCUGCCAAUGGAAAUAGAACCAACCUCUCAAAUUCUGCUGCUGCAAUCUCUCGUCCUGGAAAUGCAAUGUCUGGACUUAACCGCAUAGCAAAUGCUCUUCCAGGACCUACGAAUAUAGCUCUGGUGAACCCAUUACGGAGAUCACCUGGCUCAGGAGUCCCUGCCCAUGUUAGAGGGGAGUUAAAUACUGCAAUAAUUGGACUUGGGGAUGAUGGAGGUUAUGGUGGCGGAUGGGUCCCUGUUGUGGCACUUAAAAAAGUCCUUAGAGGUAUUCUCAAGUAUCUUGGAGUACUCUGGCUGUUUGCACAGCUACCAGAGCUUUUGAGAGAGAUCUUAGGGUCAAUUCUAAAAGAAAAUGAAGGUGCGCUAUUGAACUUGGAUCAGGAGCAACCAGCCUUGCGCUUCUUUGUUGGGGGCUACGUCUUUGCUGUUAGUGUUCACAGAGUUCAACUUCUUCUCCAAGUCCUUAGUGUAAAAAGGUUUCAUCAUUCUCAACAACAGCAACAAAAUGCAGCUGCUGUCCAAGAGGAAUUAACUCAGUCUGAAAUCAGCGAGAUAUGCGACUAUUUUAGUCGUCGGGUUGCAUCAGAGCCUUAUGAUGCAUCUCGUGUUGCUUCCUUUAUUACACUUUUGACUCUACCAAUUUCAGUUUUAAGAGAAUUUUUGAAACUUAUUGCAUGGAAGAAAGGAUUGGUUCAAGCUCAAGGUGGUGAUACAGUUCCAGCACAGAAAUCCCGCAUUGAAAUUUGUCUUGAGAAUCAUGUUGGAUUUAAUGUGGAUGGGAACUCUGAAAAUUCAUCUGCGUCCAAAAGCAAUAUUCAGUAUGAUCGGGCACAUAACUCUGUCGAUUUUGCAUUGACAGUUGUUCUUGAUCCUGCACACAUACCACACAUAAAUGCUGCUGGUGGUGCUGCUUGGUUACCGUAUUGUGUGUCUGUUAGAUUGAGAUACUCAUUUGGUGAAAAUCCUAAUGUAUCAUUUGUUGGAAUGGAGGGGAGCCAUGGUGGCCGUGCAUGCUGGACACAAACUGAUGACUGGGAGAAAUGUAAACAGAGGGUAUCCCGAACUGUUGAAGUGAAUGGAUCUUCUGGUGGGGAUGCUAAUCAGGGAAGGUUGAGGGUUGUUGCUGAUAGUGUACAAAGAACACUGCAUGUAUGUCUUCAAGGGCUAAGAGAUGGCAUUGGGAUGACAUCGUGA